CGUCUGAAGAUUGAGAUGGUGAACAUGGAGCACGAUGCCUUGUCGCAUAAGAGAUCGAGAAGGUUAUUGAAUUCUGAAUCAUCUAACAGGAGGAGCAGCGUUGAGGAGCAACCAAACACAUUCUGGACACAGAGUGCCCCUUUUGUUGCGCAAAGUUCCAGUACCACAUGGAGUUUCUGAAUCGGUUGCUCCGAUGUCAAAGAUGCCGGAACGCAUUUGAAGCUCAUGAAUCGCAGGAUGGUCUCAGGAAUCAAGAGCCAACGCAAUUCUGGACACAGUGCCCCUUUUGUUGCGCAAUGUCUCAAUACCGCCGAGACACUCUGGAUCGCUUGGUCAAUUGUCAGAUAUGCCGUCAAGCAUUUGGAGCUCAUGAAAUGAAGAAGAAAAGCGAUCAAUCUCUCAGGAAUCAAUUUAGCAAUACCCUGGAAUCCGCCCCGAGUCCCGCUAAAGCAGGUAACUUCAUCGAUCUCUCUGCUGAAACCCUGAACUAUUACGAUAGUGAUGAAGAGGUUAGGGUUCUUAGGUUCAAACCCUUCAAUAUCCCUUUUGGGAAAAGUAAGCGAAUAGAAACCUCAAACGAAGGUUCUUGUUCUACUUCCAAAGCCCCAUCUUUUGUUUGUGAAAUUUGUGUGGAGACCAAGCCGGCACACGAAUCGUUUGGUAUCAAAAAUUGCAGCCAUGUUUAUUGUACUGAUUGCGUUGGCAAAUACGUGGACUCGAAGCUCCAAGAAAACAUAGCAAGCAUUGGGUGCCUUGUACCCGAUUGCAAAGGGUCACUUGAUCCCGAAUAUUGCCAUUCGAUUCUAAAACCCGAUGUGUUUGAAAAGUGGGGAACAAGGUUGUGCGAAGAUGUGAUUAUUGGGUCUCAGAAAUUUUACUGCCCCUUUAAGGACUGCUCCGCAAUGUUGAUCGACGAUGGGACAGAGGUAGUGAGAGAAUCAGAGUGCCCUAACUGUAAAAGAUUGUUCUGUGCGCAGUGUAAGGUUCCUUGGCACGCGGGGAUUACUUGUGCCGAGUUUAAGAGGCGGAAUAAGGAUGAUACUGAAAAGGAUGAUCUUGUUAUGGAGAAACUUGCGUACAAGAAGCACUGGAGAAAGUGCCCAACGUGUGGGAUCUAUGUAGAAAGAUCAGGAGGCUGCACAACAAUGCGAUGCAGGUGCGGGACUUGUUUCAACUUCCAUUGUGGACGACUGGGUUGUCCAUUUUGUGGAAAACACAGAAAGAAAGAUUCUAGAACUAUGGGCUACUUCGUAUUCAUGAAGGAGUACAGAAGGAUUCAGCGGGACCCUAUACUGCUAAACUUGCUAUUGAGAAAUGGAGAUCCAUGUCUCGUUCUGAAAAAAAACCCUAUGAGAACCCAGAGAUGAAACCGAUUAGAAUCUUCCGGGUGCGAUCGAAGAUGUCGAGUAAAGAAGGCUAAUGGAUGAGUAGAAUGAAGCAACAUAAGUUACUUAGUUGAUGCCCAGCUACAUUCAUUUCUUUCUUAAUUAAGUUCUUUCUAAUGGACAAUAAGGUUUCUUUUUAUGUUUAAUGUUUUUCAGUUAGCUUUAUUUUA
Molecule: messenger RNA, 1555 nt
Organism: Rosa rugosa (rugosa rose)
Lineage: Eukaryota; Viridiplantae; Streptophyta; Magnoliopsida; Rosales; Rosaceae
Exons: 2
Coding region: 168-1367 (399 amino acids)
Biological process (GO): ubiquitin-dependent protein catabolic process; protein polyubiquitination; positive regulation of proteasomal ubiquitin-dependent protein catabolic process
Cellular component (GO): cytoplasm; ubiquitin ligase complex
Molecular function (GO): zinc ion binding; ubiquitin protein ligase activity; ubiquitin conjugating enzyme binding
Source: RefSeq, a predicted model, not a curated record